AUGCCCUCCAACUCCUUCAACCCCUCCAAAGACAUCCCCUCCCUCGCUGGCAAAGUCAUCCUCAUCACCGGCGGCAACGCCGGCCUAGGGAAAGAAUCCGCCCUCCAACUCGCACACCAUGAUCCUUCAGAAAUCUGGAUCGCCUCACGCAACCUCUCCAAGGCCCAAGCCGCCAUCGCAGAGAUCCGCACCAUCAUCCCUGAUGCCCGACUCAAAGCCCUCCAGCUCGACCUGGCAUCGCUAGAGUCCGUGAAAUCCGCCGCGGACGAGUUCCUAAGGCAAACCUCGAGGCUGGACAUCCUCUUCCUGAACGCAGGCAUCAUGUCGUGUCCACCGGGCCUCUCGCAAGAAGGCUACGAGAUCCAAUUCGGCACCAACCACCUCGGCCACGCCGCGCUCGUGAAACUCCUCCUCCCACACUUGGAAGCCACGGCCACAGCUACGGCCCCUGCUUCCGACGUCCGCGUCAUAAGCGUCAGCUCCAUGGCGCACAAAUACGUCCCGUCCGGCGGGAUCGACUUUGCAAGUCUCCAGACCACCGCGGAGAAGCACCCUACGAACGACCGGUACGGCCAGUCGAAACUCGCCAACAUCCUCUACGCGCGCGAACUCGCCAAGCGUCAUCCUCGCGUGACCUCCGUGUCUGUCCAUCCUGGCAUCGUCAAGACGGACCUGCAUGCGGACAUUGCAGGGAAUUUCGUUGUGAGGGCGUUCUCGAAAUGUGUCGUGCCUCUGAUCGGGUUGGAUGUUGAGCAGGGCGCGAGGAAUCAGUUGUGGGCUGCGACGGCCAAGAAGGGCGUGGAGAGCGGGGAGUACUAUACGCCUGUGGGUGUCAAGGGCGGUGAUAGUGCGUUUUCGAGGGAUCAGGGGUUGGCGGGGAGGUUGUGGGAGUGGACGCAGACAGAGCUGGCGAAGCAUGGAAUUUGA
Zasmidium cellare ATCC 36951 is the source of this 927-nucleotide messenger RNA. RefSeq lists its product as uncharacterized. The record is from RefSeq and is a predicted model, not a curated record. Bases 1 to 927 code for a protein of 308 amino acids. Lineage: Eukaryota; Fungi; Ascomycota; Dothideomycetes; Mycosphaerellales; Mycosphaerellaceae. The transcript has a single exon.